AUGGAAAACGUGCAAUACACGACAUGGGUGAAACUCUUCAAAAUUCACGCACGAUCCCAUAAAGCAAUUGAUCAUAUUAUUCCUCCAACAAAAGGCAAGGAGAAAAUUCCUCAGACAGAGGAGGAGAAAGAACUAUGGUCGACCCUUGACGCUACCGUUCUUCAGUGGAUUUAUGCCACUAUUUCUCAUGAUCUUUUACAUAUCAUUCUUGAACUUGACACCAUGACAAUAAAGGCGUGGAAUAGAUUGCGUGACAUAUUCCAGAAUAACAAACACUCUCAUGCCGUCACCCUUGAGUAUGACUUCACUCACACAGACAUGGCAGAUUUUCCAAAUGUCUUUGCAUAUUGUCAACAUCUCAAAUCUCUUUCGGAUCAACUCAAGCAUGUCGGCUUUCUCGUCGACAACAACAGACUUGUUCUUCAACUAGUUCUAGUCUCACCAAGCCCUACAACAGUGUGGCCACCCUUAUUCGCCAAAGUGAUCACUUGCCCCAAUUUUAUCAAGCCCGUUCGAUGCUCACUCUUAAAUAGGUCGGCCUUGCCAAAAAGGUAG
Messenger RNA from Cajanus cajan (pigeon pea), 555 nucleotides. RefSeq lists its product as uncharacterized. The record is from RefSeq and is a predicted model, not a curated record. Lineage: Eukaryota; Viridiplantae; Streptophyta; Magnoliopsida; Fabales; Fabaceae.